This is a messenger RNA of Nannospalax galili (Upper Galilee mountains blind mole rat), 1308 nucleotides long. It is a transcript of the gene Crym, whose product is annotated as crystallin mu. The transcript is spliced from 8 exons. Gene Ontology annotation, molecular function: thyroid hormone binding. Gene Ontology annotation, biological process: thyroid hormone metabolic process. Gene Ontology annotation, cellular component: cytoplasm. NCBI's taxonomy places the organism in Eukaryota, Metazoa, Chordata, Mammalia, Rodentia, Spalacidae. The record is from RefSeq and is a predicted model, not a curated record. Bases 97 to 1041 code for a protein of 314 amino acids.
GACCAGCGCCAGGCACCAGCUCAGCCCGACGUUGAUCUAGGGUGCAGCGCAGGGAAGGAGUGCGUGCCCGGCUGAGGUUCGAAGGCAGGCGGCGAGAUGAACCGGGUACCAGCGUUCCUGAGCGCGGCCGAGGUGCAGGAGCAUCUCCGCAGCCCCAGCCUCCUCAUCCCACCUCUGGAGGCGGCUCUGGCCAACUUCUCCAGCGGCCCGGAUGGAGGGGUCAUGCAGCCGGUGCGAACAGUGGUGCCUGUGGCCAAGCACAGAGGCUUCCUGGGAGUCAUGCCAGCCUACAGUGCAGCUGAGGAUGCGCUCACCACCAAGUUGGUCACCUUCUACGAGGGCCACAGCACCUCUUCCACAGUCCCCUCCCACCAGGCUUCAGUGCUUCUGUUUGAGCCCAGCAAUGGCUCCCUGCUGGCGGUCAUGGAUGGAAAUGUCAUAACUGCAAAGAGAACAGCAGCAGUGUCUGCCAUUGCCACUAAGUUUCUGAAACACCCCAGCAGUGAUGUGCUGUGCAUCCUUGGGGCUGGGGUCCAGGCCUACAGUCAUUAUGAAAUUUUCACAGAGCAGUUCUCCUUUAAGGAGGUGAGGAUCUGGAACCGCACCAGAGAAAAUGCGGAGAAGUUUGCAGACACAGUACAAGGGGAAGUACGGGUCUGUUCAUCUGUGCAGGAGGCUGUGAUGGGUGCUGAUGUGAUCAUCACGGUCACCAUGGCAACGGAGCCCAUUUUAUUUGGUGAAUGGGUGAAGCCAGGGGCUCACAUCAAUGCCAUUGGAGCCAGCAGACCUGACUGGAGAGAACUGGAUGAUGAACUCAUGAAGCAAGCCGUGCUAUAUGUGGAUUCCCGGGAGGCUGCCUUGAAGGAGUCAGGAGAUGUCUUGUUGUCAGGGGCUGAGAUCUUCGCUGAGCUGGGAGAGGUGGUGAAGGGAGUAAAGCCAGCCCACUGUGAGAAGACCACAGUGUUCAAGUCUUUAGGAAUGGCGGUGGAAGACCUGGUUGCAGCCAAACUAGUAUAUGAUUCCUGGUUAUCUGGCAAAUGAAAUGAAGCCUUGUACUGAACUGGAUGCUACUGCUCCAAGGAUAAGGUUGUCUGGUAAUGUCUAGAUCAAAUAAGGAAGCCCAGCCCCCAGUGAACUAGAUUCUGUGAUUGUCACUCUUCCCUAACCUACUGAGAUCCCUAUUCACAUUUGUAGCUGGAAAGCAAACCCAGGCGGUCAUUUCUUCUGUUAUACCGGGUGAUAAUGGCAUUCCCUACCCUUCUGUUUCACUUUGUAUUUCCCUGAAAUAAAACAUUUUCCAAUUCUUCA